Molecule: messenger RNA, 2544 nt
Organism: Linderina pennispora
Lineage: Eukaryota; Fungi; Kickxellomycota; Kickxellomycetes; Kickxellales; Kickxellaceae
Product: WD40 repeat-like protein
Exons: 1
Coding region: 1-2544 (847 amino acids)
Biological process (GO): tRNA wobble uridine modification
Cellular component (GO): elongator holoenzyme complex
Molecular function (GO): protein binding
Source: RefSeq, a predicted model, not a curated record
AUGGCAGACGCACACACAGAGUUCAUUGGGUGCGGGUGCAACCGCACACCGCAUGCGCUAGACUGGCACGGCAGCCUCGUGGCCUUUGGCAGCUACCACUACGUUGCGCUCUACGAUCCGUCCAGCCUGCUCGGCGUGCACACAACACUGCACGGACACAGUGGGCGAGUGAACUGCGUCAAAUUCGCGCGCACACUAGCUGGGCAGUCCACGGGGGUGAUAAUUUCUGGGUCGGCCGACAGCACGGCGCGCGUCUGGGAGCAGCGGGACGGUGAGUGGAUCGGGACGGAGCUCGCAGGACACACCAACCCAGUGAUCAGUACGACGGGCAUUUGCGCGGGGGAUUUCAUGGUGGUAGCUACGGCGGCGACAGACGGCACAGUGCGUGUGUACGAGUAUAAGGAUUUCUCGGCAGACUUGGUCGAGAUCAUUGAGAUAGGCUCGCGGAAUGCGCUGGAUGUUACACUGGCAGCACUGGAGACCGGGGAAUCGCACGCGCUGGUGCUAGCCACGGGCAACACAGACAGCUGCGUGCACAUAUACACGCGGCUGGCAGCGCGCGGAUCGGGGUUCAAAAAGUCGCUGACUCUGUCGGGCCAUGAGGACUGGGUGACGUCGCUGUCGUUCCUGUCCUACAGGCCCCGCAGCGCCGCAAGCAAUUCGACGAUUGCGCACUGGCAGAGCGGCGACGUGAUUCUCGCCAGCGGCUCAGAAGACAAGUACAUUCGGCUCUGGCGGAUCACGGCGGCUCAGGCGAUGGAGUCGGACAAAUCGACGUCGGACAAGCAGGCAGCGCAGGCAAUGCUGGACGCAUUCUCCAGGUCGCUGGGCUCGGGGCUGAGCGACGGCGACAUCACGGCGAAUGUGCUGGCGUCGACACAGCUGAGCACGCGCAAGCACGCAAUCACCGUGGAGUCGGGAUCCCAGGCCUUUGCGUUCUCAGUGUCGCUGGACUCGGUGCUGAUGGGGCAUGAUGGGUGGGUCAACAGCGUUGCGUGGAACGGCGGCGGACAGACCGGCCCGCUGCUUGUGUCGGCUUCGCUCGAUAGCUCGGUGCUGGUAUGGCAUCCGGAUCCCGACGCUGGCGUGUGGGGGUCGGUAGCGCGGCUCGGCGAGGUAGGCGGCUCUGCGCAGGGGUUCCUAGGUGCCGCCAUGAAGGAUGAUGGCAGCGCGCUGCUGGCGCACGGAUACCACGGGUCGUUCCAUAUGUGGCAGCAGCCGGACCGCGUGGCCAGCGAGGCUCUCUGGCAGCCCACGCCGUCGCUGUCGGGCCACUACGGCUCAGUGCAGGAUGUCCUGUGGGAUCCCACCGGCAGCUACUUGCUAACAGUAUCGCUGGACCAGACAUCACGCCUGGUUGCGCCGUGGAUCAGUGACCGGGCAGAACACCGCGGGUGGCACGAGAUCGCGCGGCCACAGGUGCACGGCUACGACAUGCGGUGUGCUGCAUUUACCAGCCCGUUCCAGUACGUGUCGGGUGCCGACGAAAAGGUGGUGCGGGUGUUCCAGGCGACACAGCAGUUUGUCACAGGGUGGCGGUCGGUCAGCCACCCGAGCAUCGAGGCCAGCGAGCAGGAGCGCAGCCUGCCGGUGGGCGCGUCCCUGCCGCUGCUGGGGCUGUCGAAUAAGGCUGUGGAGGAAGACCAGGUCAAGGCAGCACAGCAGGUGGCGCAGGGCGAGGCCGAGGAGCGGGGCGAGUUCGAGACCCGCCAGACGCAUGUCACAGCGCAGGCCGCCGCCAGCCUGCAGCAGUACACAGGGGUGCCAACCGAGGAGCAGCUCCUGCAGCACACGCUGUGGCCCGAGCAGGACAAGUUGUACGGUCACCCGUACGAGAUCUUCGCUGUCGCUGCCGCUCGCUCCGGCAAGUGGAUUGCGACGUCCUGCAAGGCCGCAGCUGAAAAGCACGCAGGAAUCAGGUUAUUUUCGACAGGUACGUGGAGGCAGCCGGGCGCGGGACUUCCACUGCACGCCCAUGCGCUGACGAUUACCAGGCUGCGGUUCAGCCCCAUUGCUGACAAAUUCCUGCUCAGCGUCAGCAGGGAUCGCUCGUGGGCAGUGUACGAGAGUACUGGCAAAGACGACGAGCCGUACCGCCUGCUGUGCCGCCACCCAAAGGCCCACGCACGUAUCAUCUGGGACUGCGCGUGGGCACCAGACGCUCGCUUCUUCGUCACUGCCUCCCGCGACAAGACCGUCAAGGUGUGGGCCGUGCCAAAGGACAAGGCCGACGGCAAGCCAGUGACUAUUGUUUUCCCUGACGCUGUCACCGCCAUUGACGUGCUGCCGGCCAGGAUCGGUGGGCAGUAUGCGAUGGCUGUGGGCCUGGAGGGCGGUCGCGUGUUCGUGCUCACAUCCGAGGCCACGGAGGAUGCGGUGCCGGCAGCAUGGACCCCCAAGGAGGUGCCGCGCAACCAGGCGCACACAGCGACAGUCCAGCGGCUGUCGUGGCGGCCGAAUCCCACUGAGGCAGACGGACGGGCGUGGCUGCUGGCAAGUGGGUCCGACGACCAGUCGGUGCGGAUUCUGACUAUCACACUCUAA